This is a messenger RNA of Gadus chalcogrammus (walleye pollock), 1967 nucleotides long. RefSeq names its product G-protein coupled bile acid receptor 1-like. Lineage: Eukaryota; Metazoa; Chordata; Actinopteri; Gadiformes; Gadidae. Gene Ontology annotation, cellular component: dendrite; membrane. Gene Ontology annotation, molecular function: neurotransmitter receptor activity; G protein-coupled serotonin receptor activity. Bases 127 to 1287 code for a protein of 386 amino acids. Gene Ontology annotation, biological process: chemical synaptic transmission; G protein-coupled receptor signaling pathway, coupled to cyclic nucleotide second messenger. The record is from RefSeq and is a predicted model, not a curated record. The transcript is spliced from 2 exons.
GGGAGUCUUUGAAACUUUGCCCAGAAUUCUGGAUGUUUUAUACUUCUUAAAAUGUAUAUGCAGGCGGAAUCUACCCCUUUGAAGGUGUCCAACACCUCGACGGCCAGACAGACGGACGCCCUCUGAAUGGGUCAACCUUUCCCGUUCCCCAACCCCCCGUCGGGGAACAACCCCCUUACCGUCCUUCCCCGUCCGUCCCGUGGCGAGGUCUCCGCCAUGGGCAUGGAGCCCAACCGCUCCGCCCCCUCCUCCCGCUACCCCCUGCUGUCGGCCGAGCAGCUGAUCUAUGCCAUCACCGUGCCGCUGUCCACCUCCAUCAUCCUGGCCAACCUGCUCAUCAUCCUGGGCAUCGCGCUGAACCGCAAGCUGCACAACACGCCCAACUACUUCUUCCUCAGCCUGCUCGUGGCCGACCUGUGCACGGGCGUGGCCCUGCCCUUCAUCCCCUGGAUGGGCCUCAACCGCCAGCUCAGCUUCAGCUCCUGCCUGGUGGCACACGUCUUUCCCAACUUCCUGUUCCUGGCCUUCCUGCUCAACCUGGUGAUGGUGCACUACGAGCGCUACACCUGCAUCGCCAGCCCGCUGCACUACAGCCGGCUGUGGGUGCACCGCCGCUUCCCGCUGGCGCUACUGGUGGUGUGGGCACCGCCACUGCUGUACGCCGCCCUGCCCGCCUUCGGCUGGAACAACUGGUCCGCCCCGGAUUGGGACUACUGCUGCCCCACAGGCGUCGGGGGGCGGAUGGAGGAGAGGCGGGCGGAGGCGCCGUGCGCGGCCAAUGCCACCUCGUCCUUCUGCUGCUCGUACCGCCGCGUGUUCCCCAACGCCUUCAUCUACUUGGAGGUGUACGGCCUGGUGCUGCCCGCCAUCCUGGCCAUCGCCGGCAUGACGGGCCGCGUGCUGUGGAUCACGCGCGGCCAGCUGCGCGACAUCUGCCGGCUGCACCGCUCGCUGGAGCGCGGCGCCGCGGCGUCAGACCGGGAGCAGCGGCUCCAGCUGCGGUACGCGCGCUGCGUGGCGGCCGUGUCGCUGACCUUCCUGGCGUGCUGGUUGCCCUACGUCAUCUACAUGCACGUGUGCGUGGCGUUCCUGCUGAGUGAGACGCGCUGGAGCUCCACUGUGCACAUCGUGCUGUCGUGCACGGGUGUGGCCGGCAUGGCGGUGGUGCCGCUGGUGCUGGGCAUGGCCAACCGGCAGUACACCGACCCAGCCAGCCGCAUCCUGCUCAAGCUGCGGGCACGCUGGAGGACCAGGCGGCCACAGCACGGCGAGGAGAUCGCCCUCUAGGGGCCGCGGUGACUUUAGCGGCCGUCCUGGGGUUACGUACAAACUUGCGUCUUGGGGGUUGCCUCGACGCACAACAGAUUCUCAGGUCAUGCUCGCUAGAGGGGCCAGAAGACGAACUCCCCCGCUUCGUCUGAGCGCAGGGGGGGACUGUGCGCUGCCUGGUUAGCUUUAAGUUUAAGCCUUAAACUUAUGUUUAAGGCGUUAUGGAAAUGCAGAUCAGGGGGGAACAGACGUGUGGCGUCUUUGACCUGCGUGGUCUUCGUUCCGACAGGGAGUAACGUUGCAUUGGUGUUGACACUGCAUUUGAACGCAAUUAAGGACAAAACUGUGGUUGGUGCAAGAUAUGUUUCUGUGGUUAGUGCACUCGUUUUUUAAACAAAUAAUUUUUGUGGACGAUUUGACACAAAUGAGCAGUCCAGAAAAGGCCCUAGUUGAAGACACCAGUGUUAUGUUGGUGAGCAUUGAGAGAUACACAUGAACGUGUAUCAAACCGAUUUGAUUGGCUGACGGAUGCAUCUCCAAAGACUACUCCCCCAUCAGUCAGCAACGCCUUCCCACGUCCGUUGACUGACGGAGGUAGUGGGCAUGUAGCCCGUGCCCACUACCUCCGUCCGUUGACUAAUCCCCAUUGACUUUGAAUGGAGACAGACGCGCAAUGCAUUGUGGAUCCGUCCGUUCCA